AUGUGUAGCAGGUAAGGGCUUGUCUAUGGUUGGCUAUGUGGAAAAAUGCAGUAAGAGGGUGUUCAACCAAUGGGGAAAGAAGGAGCCUUGCUUACCAGGCUUAAAGAAACAUGGCACAGAGGAAAUGAGUAACACAUUUAGAGACCCAACCCUAGAGCAUGAGUAAUUCAGAAAAAUAACCACUUUGUUUAGUUGGAGAUGAAUGAAUCACAGCUCUUCUCCUUGACUAGUCCCCUAUGAGAACCUAGUGGAUGAAUCAGUCGAUGAAGUUUCCAAAGUUAUGUUGGUUAUGAUACAGUAACUGAUCAGUGUCUGUGUCUCUCCCCAGGCCUGUAGGGGACAUGAUCAAGGACAUCAGUUCAGGAAACGGCCUGAAAUUUGGGACAGGUAAACUGAAGGAGCUGUGUAAGCUGCUGCCAGAGAAAGAAGAGGUACAGUACUUCACACAGCCUUUCCCAGUAGGCAAGCAUAGAUCAGGCCACUGUCGCUUUGACACCCGUGUUCCGCAUAGGGCAAACUCCAGUUCGACCACCAUUGGGUGAGCUGAGGAUUGCCGCCAGCUUGCCGCCAUUGUUGAUGCUAACUACCACAGUGAACUGAUCAUAUUUAGCUUGAGAGACAGUUAUAACAGCGUUCUCCCAAGUUACAACCCUUACCGUAAUGCUGUGUCUUACUAAGAUUGUUACCUGUUGUGUGUGUGCAGGUGAAGCAACUAGUUGGGUUUAAAGGGGACCAGUCAGCUCUUCCUGAAGCAGACCUGUUUAUGGUGCUACUUAUCAAGGUUCCCAGGUGAGUGUGUGUGUGUGUGUGUGUGUGUGUGUGUGUGUGUGUGUGUGUGUGUGUGUGUGUGUGUGUGUGUGUGUGUGUUGAACCGUCUACAAACAUCUAAUUCACCGUUUUGUACAGUUUUGUGUUUUCUAAGUCUUGAAUGCCAGUUGUGUUAUAGAAUAUGAAUAAUUAUUCUUGCCCUUUCUGUUAGUUAUGAGGAGCGCCUCAACAGUUUAGUUCUCAAAGAAGAGUUUUUCCCACUCAUGGAUGAAAUGAAACAAUCCAUCGCUACCAUGAUCACAGCUGGAAAAGGUAAAGUUUGCAUCUGCAUGUGAUCUGGAUCUUAAUAAGGCCAAUGUGUAUCUGUACUAAAGCUCAACUGUCUCAUCGGUCUGUCUGUCUGUCUGUCUGUCUGUCUGUCUGUCUGUCUGUCUGUCUGUCUGUCUGUCUGUCUGUCUGUCUGUCUGUCUGUCUGUCUGUCUGUCUGUCUGUCUGUCUGUCUGUCUGUCUGUCCCUCCAGAGCUGUUAGAGAGUGACGACCUACACUCUGUGAUCCGCCUGGUGCUGAAGACCGGAAACUACAUGAACGCUGUGAGUGGAGAACAAUGAUAUCAUAGAUGAUAUUAUAUACUGUAUACCUUUAUCUAUGGUGUAAACUAAAUUGUUAGCAUCUGAAGCUUUGAGUAAGCCCAACAAAAAUAGGUUAAUUUGUCAGCCUGACUGACUGUCUCUCUCUUGUCCACAGGGUGGCUAUGCUGGCAGUGCCAUCGGCUUCAGGAUGGCAUCGCUACUGAAACUAGUGGACACAAGGGCCAACAAACCAGGCAUGAACCUCAUGCACUAUGUAGUUAUGGUAAGGAGAACCCUUAUUUAAAGCUUAUCCUUUAUCUAGAAUCUUGUUUUUCUCUGAUGCAAUAGUUGUUCAUGUUUAUGUCGAUUAUAGCAAGCUCAGAAAGUUGAUGUGGCCCUGCUGAAAUUCCCAGACAAACUCACACACAUCGCCGAUGCAGCAAGGUACAGAUACACAGUGUCUUACGCACUUCAACAAUAUCUGUAAUAUUGCUGUUUGCCCCACAAUAAGGUAUUCUAUUGUAAUGAUUGUGCUUUUCUGUUUUUCUGUAUUGAAUGAUUGAUAUUUGUGUUCUGCCCCCCUGUAGGAUCCAUAAGGAGGACAUAGAGAGUGAGUUUCAGAGAGAGGUGAAGAAAGUAAAGGAGGCGAAGGAGGAGGCGCAGAAACAGGAGGAGCUACAGGCUCAGAUGGAGGACUUUCUGAAGGUGAGGUAGCCUGCCUGUGUAUUCUCCAUGCCUUUCAGAUCUUGUAUCGCUACCUUCCCCUAUACUGUAUACCUAUGUAAUGUUUCCAGGGCCACAAGUUUCGCCUGACCACAAAACCUGACCAGGAACAACUCUGGGCCCUUGUUAUAGCCUUAAUAACCUCUGGUGGUGAAUCUACAACUCUAGGACCAGUGAUGAGGUUAUUGAUGUGUGUGGUCCCCUGUAUGUUCAGAAAUGUAGUCUGCGACCCUAUUGGGGAAUAGGGUGCCAUUUGGGACACAGACUUAGUUAUUUCUGUUCUGUGUGUGGUCCCCUGAAGGAAGCAGAGUGUCGUCUGGCUGAGACUGAGCUCUCUCUGCUGUCGCUGGGUUCAGUCAGUGACUCAGUGGCUGAGUACUUCUGUGAAGACCCCAGCAAGUUCAGACUGGAUGAAUGCUGCUCCAUCUUCAACUCUUUCUGUGCGAAGUUCCUGAGGGCCAUCCAGGUAAAAAACGGUUUAGAAAGUAGUGUAUAUACUCCUUUUGCAUACUAUUAUUUUAUGCUCUCUGAUUUACUGACUGACAUCUUGGCCCGCUUGGGAGCAUUGAUCUCCAUCUCACUCUUUUCUGUGUGAGGACUUUUGGCUGGCUUUUGUCUUCAUUGAGUGUCUCUGUAGUUACUGUUUUCUCUUUAGCCUUCCCUGCUUUCUUGGUAGAGUCCAGUGUUCACUGUCUCUGGCUCCCUAACGUGUGUUAUUGUAUGUAUCUGUGUGUAGGAGAACUGUGAUCGUGAGGUGGCAGAGGUGAAGAGGAGAACCAGAGACAGACUUCUGAGUGAUGCUAAUGCUGCUAAACGCCGUUCCACUGCCACCUGCUCCAUACGGGACAAGGACAUGGAGGGUGUGGCCCUGGAGUCCGUACUACGGAAGUUAGUCAUACUUCUCUUUUGAAAUAUAAUCUGUUAUUUAGUGUUUUUAUUUUUGUAUUGCGUUUUAAUUUUUUUCUGUAAAAGUAUGUUAUGACAUUCAUGUGUACUUUGAGUAAAGUUUGAUUUGAUUUGAUUUAGGCUCCUGACCAGUCGUGUGUCCCAAAGGAAAAGAGGCUUGGGCACGCCCUCCCCCACCAGUAGCAGCCUAUCAGAGGUCCCCAUUCAAGCAAACAUCCCCUCGGCAGAAAUGAGAAACCAAGGUUCUGUCAAGGCCACGGAGGUGUGUAAGGAAAAUGAGUGGAACUCAGCCAGAGACCUGACUGGGACCUCUCAGAGCGACCAGAAGGACCAGUCCCACAGCAAAAGGAACCGGAAGGAGAACAUGGUUCCACAUCCUGAGGAGACACAGCAGAACCCUAAGAAACCAGAACAGAACCACAGAGGUUCUAGUUCUGGUUCUACACAGCCAACCAGGAGAACCAGUAGCAGCAGCUCCUCCUCCUGCCCCUCCACAGGUAGACCCAUCUCAGUGACGAUGAAGGACAAGGAGGAAGAGGAGGAGGGGGGAAAUGAGGAAGAAGCCCAGAAGUUGCGUGAAGUGUCCAGGAAGGUUCUGAGGUAUCAGAGCAGCCGUGGUAGUCUUUCAUCUGGAGAGUAUGUCCCGGAGCAGCAGAAGUCUCCUAAUGCCACCAAUAAUACUAACACCUCCACCUUCACAAGAUCACCCAACGCUACGACCACUAAUGCUACAUCCUCCACCAUCACCACCAUCACCUCCUCCUCCACCUCCCCUCACCAGAGGACCUUCCAAGAAGACAGACAGCGGCUGCUGGGGGAUGCAUGUAGAGGCAGCGAGAGCCUGGCUAGAUACCUCCUCAACCCUCACCUCUCCCCCAAGGGAAUACUCACCCGAAGACACACCCUCACCCUCCCCCCUAAAGCCCCUCCUACUGAGGAAGAGGAGGAAGAUGAUCUGUUCACUUUUCCUACUACUCCUACUCCUACUCUGGGGGUCACAGGGAGGAUGAAGUCAGUAGACACUGGUAUGAUGUCCUCGAAACACAGAGCCUCUGGAGGACCCAACCUCACCAACCUCCCUGGCCACUCUGAGAAGUCUUGUGUCCAAGACCUGGAGUCUAAGAGCCCCAUGUCAAAACACAAAGUCUUGACAGCAAGUCUCAACAUUCCCAGGGACUCUGAAAACAGAGGCUUGGCGGGAGUCACCAUCCCUCACCACUCUGAGACAUCUGGUGCCCAGCAGGACAAGGUGUCCAACAGCUUGUCAGCAGCAGAGAGACCUACACACAUGGAGCUAGGAGAGCUGAACCAAGAUAAGAGCUCCUCUAUAGUCAAGACAAAACCUCCCCCCUUACACCUAGAACUGAACCACAACCAGGAUGAGGAGAUAAAGGAGUUUUCUCCCACCCCUCUCCAGACACUCGUCUCCCAGAAACCCAAACAGGCUGACCCUCCUCAGAGCCCCAAACACAAUAUGGCUAACCCCUCUAAGAGCCCAAAGCCCAAAUCUUCAGAGGGCAAUGGAUUCAUGUCUUUCUUUAAACGCCUGGGAGAGAGGAGCAGGCCAAAGUGA
Molecule: messenger RNA, 4540 nt
Organism: Coregonus sp. 'balchen'
Lineage: Eukaryota; Metazoa; Chordata; Actinopteri; Salmoniformes; Salmonidae
Source: the annotation of a GenBank genome assembly